Messenger RNA from Microstroma glucosiphilum, 857 nucleotides. RefSeq lists its product as hypothetical. NCBI's taxonomy places the organism in Eukaryota, Fungi, Basidiomycota, Exobasidiomycetes, Microstromatales, Microstromataceae. The transcript is spliced from 2 exons. The record is from RefSeq and is a predicted model, not a curated record. The coding region runs from base 138 to 623 and encodes 161 amino acids.
GACUUACCUUGUAGUAGAAGGAGCAGUUCACCUUGUCCUGCUCAGUACCGUAGAUGCUCGCGAGGAAGGAAGCCAUUGUGGCAGGGUAGGGCCAAUCGUAAGAUUCAAGAUUCGGGAAUCCGAUAGGAGCCAAUCGAAUGGUUCUCCUGAUGAGAUCAGAAUGCACAGCACAGAUUGCUCGAGUAGACAGCAAAGCGAAGAAGGAUAUCACCAGGAACGUCGUGCUACUGAGAAGGUGGUGGUCAGUGGCCUCAGCCACAUUUGUGCCUCGGCUGAUCGGGCGGAAGGACGAUUCUCGGGGCCGCGCGCUCUUUCCGCUCCGCUCGCCUCGCUCCGCCUCGAUCCAUCUACCGCCAUUCCGCCGCUAUGUUGAUUGUCCGUCUCCACUACCACCAAUACUGGCAACCAACUUCCUACAACAGGAUCGCAACACAUCGCUUCACGCGAUAAGAACGCGGAGCACGCAGCCGCUUUACCACCUCACCCUACAGGUCGCGGCUCAUCAAGCGUCCUCUGUUACUCCUUCGCGCUGUCAAGUCGCUCCGGGCCACUUCCGUCGAAGAAAGAACGGGCUCGCACAGACACUUCGUGGUCCGGACCUCGCCUUCUCCAAUAUUCAUUGAGGUCGUCUGCCUCGGCAUUGUCAUAUGACAACACUUUGUCGCUCGUCAUAGAAGCUCAAUAGGAGCGACUAUGACUGUCAGUCAUCGCAAGACAAAAGUAGCUGCAAAGACAGAUGAUCGGACAGAGCCCGGCGUUCAAUAUCACUGCGACAUAUGCGAAGCUGACAUUACCUUGACGGUUCGCAUACGCUGCGCUGGCGGUUGCAAGGACUUUGACCUUUGCGGCUCAUGCUU